AGUGCAGCGCCAUCUUUUAGCGAGUUGAAUUUCUUCUUUUCAAUUUCAGUAGGAGAGGUUAUGUCAUGUCUCAUUUUUGUCAAAACACAUACAUGGUUUUCGUUUUCGAUAUAAAACUUUUGGUAAUUUAGAGGCAUAAGUCAAAAUAUGAUCAUCAAGAAAUCGCGAAUCCUGAAACAAACUGCGAAACAUCAUUCACUUUUAAUGAGAACUAUUUCGGGCAUUAAUUUAUGGAAUGAUGAUAUAUCAACUGAAGUGAAACACAAGAUAGAGAAUCAUUGGAGAGGCAGGAUAAGAAAUAAAAAUGUGGAUAAUGACUCAACAAGAGAAAAGUAUUAUGUGCUUCCUAUGUUCCCCUAUCCUUCAGGAUUCUUGCACAUGGGACAUGUUCGUGUGUACACCAUCAGUGACACGGUAGCAAGAUUUCAGAGAAUGAACGGGAAAAAUGUUCUUCACCCGAUCGGAUGGGAUGCAUUUGGAUUACCUGCUGAAAACGCUGCAAUAGAUAGAAAAAUUCCUCCUGGUGAAUGGACUAGUCAAAAUAUAACCCACAUGAAAAAACAGCUUAUAGAAUUGGGUUGCGAUUUCGAGUGGGAAAGAGAGUUUUCAACGUGUGACCCCCAGUACUACAGGUGGACGCAAGAUUUGUUUCUGAAAUUAUAUGAUGCAGGAUUAGUUUAUCAAAAGGAAGCUCUUGUGAACUGGGAUCCGGAGGACAAGACUGUUUUAGCAGAUGAGCAAGUGGACGAGAAUGGAAAUUCUUGGCGUUCGGGAGCAAAAGUAGAGAAAAAACUCCUCAGGCAGUGGUUCAUUCGUACCACAAAAUUCGCCAAAGACUUACUAGACGGUUUAGAUGACCCAGUAUUGCAGGACUGGAAGGAUAUCACUAAACUCCAGAAGCACUGGAUUGGAGAAUGCAAUGGAGUUUCUUUCGAUUUCCAAAUAAAAAAUGACUCUGGUGGAAGAGAUUUCUUGCCUCUUUGGACUUCCAAACCUGAAUAUGUGGAACAUGCGAAAUUUGUUGCUGUCACCACUGAUAAUAUUCUAGCCAAACAUGAGGGAAUUCAGAACUGUGAACAAACAGUCAAGUUGAGGGUGCAAUUGAAGAAUCCAAUCAAUGGUGAAUCAGUGCCGGUUUAUGUUACCAGUGAAAUAGAUUUUCUUCCAUUUACAGACUCCUAUUUGGGAAUCCCUGAUGUUUUUUCUGAAGCCACAAAAUUUGCUUCACAUCACAACAUUACAUUUGAAACCGUUAAAGAAUUUUCAUCGGGCGAGGAACUUGAAUGGAAACGUCAAGAAAUUUGCAAUAGAGCCAAAAAGUUAAACGUCGGCGGCUACUGGACCAGCGCGAAGCUGCGCGAUUGGCUCAUCUCCCGUCAACGGUAUUGGGGAACGCCCAUUCCCAUCAUUCACUGUCAAAAAUGCGGCAUCCAGCCUGUUCCGAGAAGAGAGUUACCGGUGGUUCUACCCAAGCUGGCUCAUAUCACGCUUAGAGGUGUCUCUCCCUUGGCAGAAAUCCAAGAUUGGGUGAACACGAUUUGUCCCGAAUGUGAAGGGGCAGCAAAGAGAGAAACAGACACGAUGGAUACGUUCGUGGACAGCUCUUGGUACUAUUUGCGGUUUCUAGAUCACAAAAACGAAAAUGAGAUAUUCUCCAAGGAGAAGGCUCGCAAAUUCAGCCCCGUGGAUCUGUAUAUCGGAGGCAAAGAACACGCCGUGCUGCACAUGUAUUAUGCUAGGUUUGUGUCACAUUUCCUUUAUUCUCUAGGGUUACUACCAGAAAGGGAGCCUUUCAAAAGGCUCUUGGUGCAGGGAAUGGUGAUGGGAAGAAGUUACAGGGUAAAAGGAACAGGGGAGUAUCUGCAUGAAGACAGCGUCACCAUUUUAGAUUUGAAGAGGAACAAGGCCGAGAAAAAGGGUACCGGGGAGGAGGUAGUGAUUUCUUGGGAGAAGAUGAGCAAGUCCAAACACAAUGGAGUAGAUCCGCAAGACAUGUUCACGGCGUAUGGCACAGAUACUACUAGAUUACUUAUAUUGGCCGACGUAGCACCUACAAGUCACAGAAACUGGAACUCCAACACGUUCCCUGGCAUUCUCAACUGGCAGAGAAGGUUGUGGCUCACCAUAAGAGAAUUUCUGGCGCACAGGACUUCCUUACCGGCAAUGCUCCCCGAGGGGCAGUUCAAACCACACGACGAGUACAUGUUCGAUUCGAGGAAUUUCUACAUUAAAGGAGUCACUUUUAAUUAUUUGGUGUCGCAGCAGCUCAGCGUGGCAGUUUCCAAACAGCAAGGAUUAACAAACAGUCUCAGGGUGGGUGAUAUUCUACAUAUAAAAAACACUGCUUUUGACAGGGUCAAAACACAAUUGUCUAAUAUCACUUUAUUUUUCAAGGUAAACGGCUUUGAGAAUUCCGUUGUUAAAAUACCAAGAAGAGACUUGGACAAGUUGUCUAAAGAUGAAGCCAUCAGAAUUGCGCUGGGCCAGAAAGAAGUACAGAAUACUUUGACGACAAGGAAUGUUCUAGACAUAUGUUAUACAAUGUACGAUGGUUGCGAGGGGGUCGUGAAUAUAUUGACUGAUCAUCCGCCUCCUAAAGUGAAGGCACAGAAAGCUAAUUGAAUGGGCUUUCAAGGAGACUAGAAAGUGAGCACAAUUAGAUGUCAAAUGGAAUGAAUCCGGAAAAAUGAAUUUACUUUUUCAGCAAAAUUAGUGCUGGAGCAAUUGCCUAAUUGUGAGGUUCUGGAAAACCCACGUGAUGUGGAGUUUGUGACAAAAUGUUUCCACCUACUAAAAUGAUAUUGCCUCAUGUUUUUGUAUCAUCAUUUACAUUCGUUAUCAACAUAUAUUAAUUUUGUAUGAUGGCAUUACAUAAAUUCUCAAACUGUUUAACUACUUUCUUAUAGCAAGCUCAAUAAAACACCUGAAAAUUGAA
Leptinotarsa decemlineata (Colorado potato beetle) is the source of this 2935-nucleotide messenger RNA. It is a transcript of the gene LeuRS-m, whose product is annotated as Leucyl-tRNA synthetase, mitochondrial. Gene Ontology annotation, cellular component: mitochondrion. Gene Ontology annotation, biological process: mitochondrial translation; leucyl-tRNA aminoacylation. Gene Ontology annotation, molecular function: leucine-tRNA ligase activity; ATP binding. Lineage: Eukaryota; Metazoa; Arthropoda; Insecta; Coleoptera; Chrysomelidae. The record is from RefSeq and is a predicted model, not a curated record.